UGAACACGUGCCCCCUGCAGACUGAGAGCAGGGCUCGCGCAGCCCCGCGCGCUGACUCCUCCCACCGAGUUGUCCUGGGAAACACUAACAACUGGAAGAAAGUGCACUCGAGCCUCCCGUUUUGUGGACGAGGACUUACAGUAGACAGUGUUUUUGUCCUUCCGGAGGAGUAUUAUGCGUCCGAAAGCCGCCGCUUCUCCUCCUCCUUCACGCUGAGCCUCAUCUGCUCCAGUGUCCACGGACAUGAAACUCAACCCACAGCAAGCUCCACUCUAUGGGCUGUGUGUGAUCACGGUGCAGCUCGCUGAUGGAGAGCUGGCUGCAGACGACGAGAGCCUUGACUACUUCCUGCUGUUUUCUGGCAGCACACAGAGGCACCUGACCAGCACCCUGAGGAGCAGUCAUGACACCUUGCAGGCGCUGUGUCCCGCUCAUGACUGUUGCGAGGUGGUGCGGGUCACCUUGUGUUCAGCCAGCCGAGGCGUACCCGAGUCCCCCGAGGACCUAACGCCCUGUCUGGGUCGCGUGGCUCCAUUGGCCGAGCAUCCAUUCGGCUUUGUCCAGGAUUUGGCUUUUGACCUGGCCCAGUUCCUGGUGAGCACCGCGGGCCGAGUCGACGGCCUGGAAGGGGCCUUGCUGCUGGACGAGUGUCGGAUUCCCUCGCAGGAGUGCGAGCGCCUGGACGAGAAGCUGGCGCUGGCCCUCCACCACCUGACGCUGCCUCCGGGAUGGAGCUUACUGGGGAACCAGCUGACCAACGGCACUGACCUGAAUCCUCAGGAGACUCUGCUGCACUUUUCAGCGCGUCGAGGUCUCCUUCGGGUGACGCGCUUCUUACUGCAGCAGGCCGGAGCAGGGGAAGCACUGCGAUUGGCCAACAGACAAGGCCACACCCCCUCCACCAUCGCAACCCUGCGAGGACACGAGCGCCUGCACGAGCUCCUCGCCCAGGCCGAGACGGACAAAGGGGCCGAGCCCGCCCAGCUGGUGUCCACGGACGCCCGGCUCGUCUGCCACCUCCCGGCGCUGAACACGCACACCCUGACGCUGAGCAACCGGCCGGGCCACGACCCCCCGACCCUGCGGGAGAGCGUGGAGCAGCUGCUGCACCUGAUCUGCCACCUCCAUGCCAAGGGGGUUUCUGCACUGGAGCUGAAGUUUGAGUCUCUGCACACAGCGGCUGAAUGCUGUGAUGGGGCAGAAACGGAGAUAACGCGUCUGGAGCGGCCACAGCUGCCUGCCACGGCCUCAGACUGCUUGGAUACAACGAGAGGGGGGAGCUGGGUGGAGAACUGCUCCGUGGACUGUGGACAUGGUGGGACUGCGGGGGCGACGAGGGACUGGAGUUUGUCUGUGAGCGCUCCGGGGUCAGAAGUGCGGCUCCGGGAGCAUGGCCUCGGCCCCCCAGCGGACUGUGAGUUCCCCGGCACAAACACUGGGAGAGAUUGCUUCCAGACGGAGCCGGAGAGAAGGGAGCAGCCCGCUGUGAGUCCGUGUGACGAGGCUGAGGGAGCGCAGAGCGGGGAGGAAGGGGCCCGCCCCGCCGUCGGGAUCCCGCCGCCGUCAGGCGCUGAUAAGCGCGCAGAGGAAAGCGAUAGAGAGGCGGUGAUCCGGGAAGGACAGGAGGCCGCUGAAGGAGAGGACGCAGCAGAGCAGGAAGCAGAGGAGGACAGCACAGCUACAAGGAGGGAGGAGACGACUAGCUCUGACUCAACCGAUCCAAUAAAGCUCUGUGGGGACACAAAGGCGUCGACCAUGGGCCAGUCGCCGUCAUCAGACACCUCAGAUUGUGAAAUGAAGGAGUGCCCCCAGGAAGGAGGAACUCGUGGGGGACUUAGUCAAGCACAGUGUGAGGGGUUCUCUUUCCAAGAGGGGGAGGCCGAGAGGGAGGGGUUAACAGAGCCUGUCACAGACCCGCGGGGCCUCCCUGACUCGCCUCCGAUUGACUGCCGUGAUGUAACCACGGAGCCCGAUUCUGCUGUUCCACGUCUCCUGGUAGACCGCCCCCACGAGAGGGAACCUCCGCCAGACAUAAACAGCCUGGAACAAAACCAGGAAACAGCUGGCGGGGAUUACGCUGCAGAGAGCAGCCCGGGACCAGCGAGCGUCAAGGAGCUAGACGCUGGAGACGCUGCCCAACCUGAUCCUGAACCUGAACCCGGAUCCACACACUGCAUCCAAAGCGCUGCUUUGCCCAUGGAGGAACCCGACGCCGCGGCCGACAGCCCGACUGCCGGCUCCUCCACGGGGGAUCCGGCACCGGGACUGGCGCACUGCUCCGCUGAUCCCGAUCCAGCGAUGACCCACAGCCUCUCCAGCGACAACAAUGGCAGUUUCCGCUCAGGCGGAAGUUCCACGGCGGAUUUGUUUCACCCAACUCUGGACGACUGUAGUACGAAAGAUCAGAACAUGCCUCGAACCGCGACAGCAGAUCUGUCCUCGACGGGGUUACCUGCCGAGGAACCCAUUGAUUCACCGCGUAGGGAGAGCGGCGAAAGCCACCCCGCCGCCACUGCACCCACAGUGACGGAGUCAGAGCCCGUAUCCCAGCCCCCGCCUAGCCAGGACACCACGGAGGCUUUGAAUCCAGAGGGCACCGGGGAGGAACUAUACCCAGAACCUCCCGAAGGGCAUCUGUCUCCUGAGAGCUGGGACACGGAGACAGAGGGCUCGGCACCAGAGGUCCCCGCCGGGAUUUUACCGGAACCCGGUUCACCAGACGGGGCAGGAAGUGAAGUUGAAGAAGGCCGUCAGUCAACAGAAACCUGUGAUCAAUCAGCAGUGGGCUCGGCUGAAGAGAGUGUCGACCAGCGACCCGGGCAGCGCGAUUCUGAGAUGAAAGCGGACGAGAGGUCACGCUGUGACGAUCGGACCGCCUCGGAAGGCGAAGCGCUGAGUCCUCGCUCUGAGGGCGAGGAGAAGGACGGCCGGGAGACUCCCGACGCCGUGGACGGAGCAUUGCAAGGCCGGGCCGGUGCUGUUCAAGAGUUGGAAGCCAUCAUGUCUGGAGGAACAGUAAUAGGCGUCCCGGAGGACGAAAAUGCCCCCCCAGAGGAAACGGACGUCUCCAUGAUCCACCGAGACAGAGAGGCGUCGUUCCAUCAGCCCUGCAACACUCAGCACUCAGGUUCCUCACAUUCCCUCCCCAGGGUUCCCAGUCUCUCCCAGUGUGUCUCCUCGGCUCACAGAGACUGUGGCAGUGACGUAGAAAGCCUCCUGAUCGCCGAGCCGGAGUAUGACAGCGUCUUCACAAAGAGCAAUGAACCAGUGACGGGAGGAGACAGUGCCAGCGAGGUCUCCGUUUCCUGCUCCUCCACGGACGACACCGCCAGCGUCGGCCCGUCCAGCUCCAGCCCCGAGGGCAGCCAGGGCCUGGAAUGCAGCUGGAGCCCAGAGGAGGCCGGGGCUCCGAUCGCUGCAGGUGGUGGUGGUGGAGCAGCAGCUGAAGCUGAAGAAGAAGCCAAGGACAGAGUGACGGAGGUGCCGCGACGCUCCAGCAUCCUCCGCAACAGCCUCCGCUCCCUGUCGCCUCUUCGCCGCCACAGCUGGGGUCCUGGAAAGAACAACGGAGCAGACUCUGAGAUGAACCAGAGGAGCUCCAUCCGUGGCCCUGGUGAGGGGAAGCCGACCUUUCACAGGAGAAGCUACAGCCUGGAGGGGCUCAGUGCAGUCCAGGACGAGGUCAGGGGCCCCACCACUCAAAGGCCCCGGAUCCUGGAGGCUUCCAGGAUGCCCCGACGUGAUGGCGACGACAGGGGCUCCCUGGUGUCUUUGACAGAGGAGCAGGAGGAGCUGGGGCAGCAUGGCCAACUGCAUGACCUGAAAUCAAGGCGGUAUCGGCCUCUGCGAAACAGUUGUCCUCCCAUGACCCUCCCCCUCACCAAGUCUGUAUCCAUGCUCGCCAUCAGCCAGAGAGACACUGAUGGUAUGAGGUCGUUUUCCAGCGCCUCCGGCUCCCUAGCGUACAGUAUAUCUGAGGAGGAACCGGGCCCUCUGCGGAGCGACACCGAGGGCAAGAGCGUGACGAAAGUCAGCCGGACUUUCAGCUACCUCAAGAACAAGAUGUACAAAAAGACCAGGGAAAAGGACCGCGAUAAAAGGGAGAAAGACAAGGAGGUCAAGGAAAAGGACAAGAAGACAAUCAACAGCCAUCUUUUCACACCAGUGAGCCCGUGCCAGGCCCUCCAGUGCUUCCAGUGCAACAAGGCUUUUAACAGCAAGGAGGCGUUCCAGUGCACAUACUGUAACGCCUCUGUCCACAAGAGCUGCAGGGACAGCCUGCCUGUUUGUGCCAAGGUGAAGAUGAAGCUGCCCAAACAACAGUUUUCAGUACCAGAUUCAAGCCCGUUUCCUACGGUCACCAUGAGGAACAAAGCUGGUGGAACAAGGGAGCGACCCUGGUCUGCCAUCUUGUGCCCCGAAGAUCAUCCUUCCUUAAUCUCAUCAAGGAGACACACCAGCAUCAUGACUUUCCAUGGCAACAACCUCUCCAAGAGUCUCUCUAUAAGCAACAUCGCAGGUCCGGUGUUUGAUGACAUGCCCAUUAAAGGCCUGCGGUAUCUCUCGCAGUCUACCGACUCCCUCAACAGAACCAACCAGGUCACAGAGUCCAUGGAAUCACUCACUGAUGAAGGGACGGAGAUGAUGGACGGCCAGCUGAUGGGGGAGUUCGAGGCCGAGGCCAAGGAGCUGGAAGCAGACUCUUGGAGUUUAUGUGCGGAGCAGCAGCAGUACCUGCAGCAGCUGGACAAAGAGCUCGCCAAGAAGCAGGACGUCAUAUAUGAGCUGAUGCAGACGGAGAUGCACCACAUCCGGACGUUGCGCAUCAUGUCCGAGGUCUAUAGCAAAGGCCUCCAGAAGGAGGUGCAGCUGGAGCUGCAGAUGUUGGAGAAGCUGUUCCCCGCCAUCGACGAGCUGCUGGAGCUCCACACGCAGCACCUCCUCCGCCUCCUGGAGAGGAAGAAGGAGAGCCAGCUGCAUGGGGGGAGCACGGAUGGAGGCUUCAUCAUCAACAGGAUAGGGGACAUCCUGGUCAGCCAGUUCUCAGGGUGCAACGGCGAAAGCAUGAAGAGGGUUUACGGAAGAUUCUGCAGCCGCCACAACGAGGCCGUGAACUUCUACAAAGACCUCCUGACCAAAGACAAACGCUUCAAGGCCUUUAUCAAAAAAAAGAUGAGUAGCAGCAUUGUGCGGAGGCUUGGUAUCCCAGAAUGCAUCUUGCUGGUGACCCAGAGAAUAACAAAGUACCCAGUGCUAAUUCAGAGAAUUCUGCAGCACACUAAAGAGAGCGAGGAGGACCACGAGGACCUGACGCACGCCGUCCGGCUGGUGAAGGAGGUGAUCGCCGCAGUCGACAACAAGGUGAACGAGCACGAGAAGAGGCGCCGCCUCAAAGACUUUCACGGCCGCAUGGACAGCAAGUCCAUCAUGAUGACGAAGAGCGGCCAGAUCUUCGCCAAGGAGGACCUGCUGAGGCGGAGGCUGAUCCACGAUGGAGUGUUGCAGCUCAAGAACUGCCAGGGGCGGCCGAAGGACGUCCACGCUCUGCUGCUGUCGGACGUCUUCGUCUUCCUCCAAGAGAAAGACCAGAAAUAUGCCUUCGCCAUGCUGGACCAGCGCUGCACGGUCAUCUCCCUCCAGAAGCUGAUCGUGAGGGAGGUGGCCAACGAAGAGCGCGGCCUCUUCCUCAUCACGGCGGGCAUCGAGAAGCCGGAGAUGAUGGAGGUCCUGGCCAGCUCUAAGGACGAGCGCAACACCUGGAUGCAGCUCAUCCAGGAGGCCAUGCAGUCCAUGGAGAAGGAUGAGGACGAAGGGAUUCCCAGUGAAACGGAAGAUGACAAGAGACAACUGGAGACUAAAGCCAAGGAGAUGCGAGGUGAGGGGAACACUUCUAUAGUGCCACAAAGCCACAAAACUGUUCUCCUCACCGUCCGUCUCUGCCGGUCAGAUCUGUUGAGGCAGAAGGACACAGAGAUCAUGUCUCUGCUGGAGGAGAAGGUGCAGCUCUUCAGGGGGAUGUGGGAGCCUCUGAACCCAGGGGAGGAGGUCUACCGGCAGGUCCAGCCUCUCUUCCGGUCGGCCUGCAGCCUGGAGCCGCCCGGGGGGGCGUCCAUCAUGUUGAACGCCCUGCAGGAGGUGGAGACCCUGCAGGGGCUGGUGAACGGCAGCCUGGGAGGGGCCAUGGCCGGCGUCCAGGAGGGAGGGGGAGCGGGGCCGGUGUGUUUGCCCCGUCGGGCCGAGACCUUCGGAGGCUUCGACAGCCAUCAGAUGCACAGCAGCAAAAGUGGAGACGUCGACGAGAGCGAGGAUACAGCGGCUGAUCUGCGCAGGACGGAGUCCGACAGCGUUUUGAAGAAGGGAGGAAACGGCAACACGCUGCAGCUGCUAAAGAGGAACAGUGAGCAGUUCCUCAACAGUGUCUCCAAUCUGCAUUACCUGCUCAGCACCCUGCAGGCGGUGGUGGUACAGCAGGACAGCUUCAUCGAGGACCAGCGGCAGGCCCUGAGCGAGCGCUCCUCCUCCCUCACCUCGCUGUCGCGGGCGUCCUCGCGGCCCAGCUCGCUGAUCGAGCAGGAGAAGCAGCGCAGCCUGGAGAAGCAGCGGCAGGAGCUGGCGUCCCUGCAGCGGCAGCAGGCGGCUCACGCCGAGGAGAAGAGGAAGCGGGAAAAGGAGUGGGAGACGAGGGAGCAGCGGCUGACGGAGAGGGAGGGGCAGGUGCACACCCAGCAGGAGGAGGAGGUCCUGAAGAUGCAGGGUCAGCUGGAGGAGGAGAAGCACGGCCUGCAGAGCAGGAAGGAGGAGUACCAGAGAGACCUGGAGCGACUGAGGGACGCCCAGAGGAAGCUGGAGAGGGACCGGGAGGCUGUGCAGCGAGAGCUCGACAAGAUGGAGGAGAGAAGUACCUCUACGACGUCGGAGGAGUCCCUGAUCUCCAGCAGCCCCCAGUCCCUGCAGCUGGACCCGCCGAAGCUCUCCUCGUCCUCCUCGUCCUCCUCUUCCUCCCUGCUCAGGCUGCAGCCCCAGCGGUCGAAGCCCAAAGGGAAAGGCCUGAAUCCCUUCACCUCGUCCUCCAGCAACCUCAGAGGAGGAGAAGCCAACCACCAGAUCUCAAAGAGCCUGCUGCAGCUGGCCAAGAACAAGAGCAAAGAAGAGAAGGAGAAGGAGAAGAAGAAGAAGAAGAAAAGCAAAGGGGGGAGCACGCCAGAAGCAGGUAGAGAAUGACCCCUCCCACCUCCCGGAGACUCCUCGGGAUGGAGAGAUCUUCUUCUGCUGAAGGCGAGGUUCUGCAUCCAUCACAGCUAUUCAUGGGGAAUGUGUUACUGCCAAGUAGUAAUAAAUGCAUCUCCAUACGUAAUAAUGCAGGCUUUUUUGCACCUUUAACAUCAUCCUUGAAAAUAUCUCCACAUUAUGCAGUCAGGCAUUUUAACUUUACAUGCAAGAGAGAAAUACAUUUUUUUGUAUAAUAUAAUGAACUGCUUUCAGUUAAAUGUUUUAGGAAUUCUUCAAGUAGACAUACAUACUUUUAGAGUAUUCAGUUCCCUUUUCCAAAGAAGAUUUUUUUAAUUGGAAGAAUUCUGAAUUUGGGAGCAUCAAAUGGAAAGCAGGUCGCUCCAUUGCCUUUCCAGGUUUUGGGGAUUCUGUUUUAGCCUUUUCUACCCACAGACACAAGUGAAUGACAACACUGGAGAUGUAUCUCCUGACUACUUUACAACAUCAAAAAAGCCACAGAGGAAAAUCUGCAUCAUGCAGUGACAUGGCAGCAUGACCCCUCCCACUCAAAAGAGGAUUCACACUGAGAGAAAACAUUCCUUUAUUUGCUACUCAAAAAAGCAUAUCUGGUCCACUAAUUCUGCCUUCUGUUGGUGCUUAAAUUCAAAUUCAAACACCUCCGGUAAUCUUCUAUAAAGACUUUAUGCCAUCUAUCUUGCUGCCGGGUUUUAAUUUAUUUGAAUAAUGGAUUCCUCCAUUUGCCAGUGAAACAGUGAUGAAAGGACGAGACAUAUCUUCCCGCGUCUAAUGGAUCAAUUCAUAUCCUUUAGUGUGUUCUGGAGCCGUGGAUGGAUAUUAGCUCCAUCUUUUUACACGGCCCUCAUCUCUCCAGCGGAGCUUUACCUUCCCUUUGCUUUAUUUUUGCUUUUCUAAUUGUGCGUAACUCUGCAGGCAGCAAACUAUCGGCUCCGGUGUGUCGCAGCGUUCCUUCACAGUGAAGGAGGCUGUUAAUCUGGGGACAAAGCAGCUGGUUAGAGGAUAGAAACACGCCGCAUGAGGCUCUGUUCGGCUUCUAAAGAACCCACGCUGUCAGGAAGCACUUUGGUCCAAAUACGUUCAUGGUUUCUUUGCUUGUGUUCCCUGUGUGAGAUACCGACUGAGGAGAUCUUUGCUAACUGGGGAAUUCAAAAUGUUUUUUUGUUUUAACCGAUGCUCACUGAUCCAAAGUAAUGUUUCCACGGUGACCUGUGUUUUAUCCCCACUAAGCCCGGCUUGUGAGCCACACACAAACGUUACCUGCUGGACAGGUAGGAAGUAAAAGCUCUAAAAGAUAAAUAAUAGAAAGCUUCUAUUUCCCAUUGACUUACGGAGCAGCACCGACCUGCUCUGAGAGCGCCUCUUUUGUCUGGCGUUUAAGUGCUCGUCUAUUAGCUGUGCUGAGGAUUUGACUUUGUGUUCCCUGCCUGGUUUUAUUAUAGUGUGUCUUCUAAGAGGCUUACGGGGACAGCCAAUUAGUUGCUUCAUGUCUUUUGUUUAUGGCUUUUUGGAGUAAUCCAGUCAAAGAAACGGAGAAGAAUGGGGCCUCUUGUUUUGUUCCUGGCCGGCUUCGUGUGUUUCGACCACUAGGGGGCACUGCACCUAUGACAAGAUGAGUCCCCCCUUCCUCCCACUCACACCACAACAACGUUUAAACUUUUUUACCUAUCCUGCCUGCCGUGAGACAUUGAGAUAUUUUUCUCAGCGGGUACGGAGAUAAUGUGAUGAGAGUGGGCUCUCUCGCUCUGUGACAUUUUCCUUGCCGCAUUUGUAAUUGAGUGCCGAAACAAAUAAGUUGUCAGAGAUUGUAAUUGGUUACUCGGAGAGAGCAGUCAGCAGCAGCUUUAAUGUGGGGGGGGGAAGCGGCCGGGCAGAACCACAGACCCCUCUCUGUAAAAGACAAUCAUGGUGAUGAUGAUGAUGAUGAUGAUGGGGCUGUCCAUGAGAUGAGUGUGUCCAUCAGGUCACCCUGCGUAGCCUUAAAUCUUAGACAAUAAAUGCACUAAAGUAGAGCUGAGCGUCCUCAGGAGAGAGAGACAUCGUUUGGACUCUGCUUUGAAGCUUUGAAGGAAGAGUUUUGCACCGUCAAAUUGGUGCGGAUUUGUUUUGUUCCCAACAAUGUAAAAAAGAAAAGACAAAGGGCAAAACACAACAUGUAAAUAUGAUGUAUGUAUAAAACAGAUCAAAUGUACAAAAAAGGAUGAUCAGUCUUUUGCGAUCUAUUGCAGCAUUUUGUAAGUGUUUUAUUUAUGUUUCAUGUCAAGUCACAUUUCUCUCACAAUAAAGAAAAAAAAUCAUAAUGGA
Molecule: messenger RNA, 9549 nt
Organism: Pungitius pungitius (ninespine stickleback)
Lineage: Eukaryota; Metazoa; Chordata; Actinopteri; Perciformes; Gasterosteidae
Gene: akap13a
Product: A-kinase anchor protein 13
Exons: 38
Coding region: 244-7221 (2325 amino acids)
Biological process (GO): regulation of Rho protein signal transduction; adrenergic receptor signaling pathway; positive regulation of canonical NF-kappaB signal transduction
Cellular component (GO): actin cytoskeleton; membrane
Molecular function (GO): guanyl-nucleotide exchange factor activity; MAP kinase scaffold activity
Source: RefSeq, a predicted model, not a curated record